Orcinus orca (killer whale) is the source of this 1116-nucleotide messenger RNA. RefSeq names its product glutamyl-tRNA amidotransferase subunit C (gene GATC). NCBI's taxonomy places the organism in Eukaryota, Metazoa, Chordata, Mammalia, Artiodactyla, Delphinidae. Gene Ontology annotation, biological process: glutaminyl-tRNAGln biosynthesis via transamidation; mitochondrial translation; regulation of translational fidelity. The transcript has 4 exons. Gene Ontology annotation, cellular component: mitochondrion; glutamyl-tRNA(Gln) amidotransferase complex. The record is from RefSeq and is a predicted model, not a curated record. Gene Ontology annotation, molecular function: glutaminyl-tRNA synthase (glutamine-hydrolyzing) activity. Bases 61 to 471 code for a protein of 136 amino acids.
UUUUAAGCGCGUCGCUAGGCUUUACGAGAGGACGCACUACGGGGGCCGAGAAGGAGAGAAAUGUGGACGCGGGCAGUGUGGCAGGGCCUUCGAGCGUCGGCGGGCGGGCGCCGGGGCUUCCCCUCCAAGGCCGAUCCUCAGGGAAGCCGCCGGGUCACGGCCGAGCUGAUCGAGCACCUGGAGCGGCUAGCGCUUGUGGACUUCGGCAGCCAAGAGGCCGUGGCACGGCUGGAGAAAGCCAUCGCCUUCGCCGACCGGCUUCGCGCCGUGGACACGGACGGGGUGGAGCCCAUGGAGUCAGUUCUGGAGGACAGAUGUCUGUACUUGAGAUCCGACAAUGUGGUAGAAGGCAACUGUGCUGAAGAACUACUACAAAACUCCCAUCGCGUUGUGGAGGAGUAUUUUGUGGCUCCCCCAGGUAAUAUCUCUUGGCCAAAGCUGGAUGAAAAAGAGCCCUUCUCACACUGCUGAGUAGCUAUUCUGGGAAGGGGUGCCCUCUAAAAACGUGGAAGUGCAAUGACUAUUUUGUUACGAACACUAAUGUUCCCACUUCCUUCAGUCACCUGAAAAAAGUGAUGGUUAAGUAUCUCUUAGUAACUAUUUUGAAGACAGAACUGGGAAAGAUCUAGCCAAAAUAAGGCAAAUAGUCCCUGAUGCCAACGGAAGUAGAAGGUAUUGCCAGUUUCCAAGGAAAUGGAUCAAGUGUACUCACAGGCUGUUUUGUAUGGAAGAUUUUAUCCCCUCCCCAAAAGACUGUCUACCAAACUGCAUUUAAGUGAAUUUUUCUAUUAUGUAACUGUUAGACAUUGCAUCUGAUCACUAUGUGACAACUUGAGUUGUCCUUUUCAGUUGCUGCUUCCAUUGACUUGAGCAGCCUUUUAUCUUUAUUGAACACACUUAAAUUUGUUCUUGGGUACCCACUUUGCUCCAAGCAGAGGGCUGACUUCCUGCUAAGGUUAGGAGGCAGCUUUGGGAGGUGAUGGAUAUGUUUAUGGCCUUCAUGGUUGUGAUUUCAUGUGUGUAUACUUAACCCCAAACUCACUGAGUUGUAUACAUUAAAUGUACAGCUUUUUACAGGUCAACUGUAUUUCAAUAAAGUGGUCUAAAAAAAAAAAA